This is a messenger RNA of Daldinia caldariorum, 525 nucleotides long. RefSeq lists its product as uncharacterized. Gene Ontology annotation, molecular function: acyltransferase activity, transferring groups other than amino-acyl groups. The transcript is spliced from 2 exons. The record is from RefSeq and is a predicted model, not a curated record. Bases 1 to 525 code for a protein of 174 amino acids. NCBI's taxonomy places the organism in Eukaryota, Fungi, Ascomycota, Sordariomycetes, Xylariales, Hypoxylaceae.
AUGGUCCUCGAAACGGCUCCUCGUAAUUGGUAUAGAGAUGAUUUUUUGAUCUCUACCGAGCCGCUUCUUAUUCAGGUUGAUGCGGUCAACGAAGCUAUGAACUCGGAUCUCAUGUGGUGGGCACAGAGCCUUCCUCGGGAUAUGAUGAAAAAGGCGCUCCAUAAUUCAUUGUGUCUCGGAUUAUACGUGCUUCCUAAAUCCACUUCGGAGAUGGCUGGCCAAAGCAGUCCUCAGCAGAUCGGGCUUGUGAGGGUAGUGACUGACGAUGUCACAUUCGCGUAUCUCACCGACGUUUACGUCUUGCCCCAAUAUCAGGGAAAAGGCCUUGGCCGCUGGAUGUUGGAGUGUCUCAACGAAGUUAUUCAAGGCUGGCCUUAUCUACGGCGUUUCAUGUUUUCUACUAGCGACAAGCUGGAUCUAUACCGCCAGUACCUCGGCGCCAAGGACUGGAGUGAAUGUAACACGAGAGGCAUUUCCAUCGGGUUGAUUGAAGGACCAGCAGCGCAGCACCCGGAAUAUGCGUAA